GAAGAAAUGAAUAAGAGGAAGAAUCUAGAAGGAUCCGACGAUCUUCAGGAGUCGCUCUGAUUUUGCCAUCUUUUUCCCUAUCCCUCCAAGUUGACUCGUACAACAUCAUCAAAUUCCACCGGGGAUGACAUCAUCAUGACCAAACCAGGGUGCCCGAGCAAAUGCGGAAACAUCACAAUCCCAUACCCAUUCGGAGUCGGAAUCGGCUCAAACUGCGCACUAAACCCAUGGUUUGAAAUCUACUGCGACCACACCGUGGACCCCGCAUACAUGCUCGUCUCCACCCGAGACGACUACCGCCUCGUCAGCAUCUCCGAUUCCGAGAUAAGAAUCAAUAACCCCUUCUUCGCCAGCCAAUGCUACAACACCAUCAACACCACCAUAAAGACCAAUUUGACCCUCGAUUUCUCGGGGACUCCCUACACCCUAUCCAGCUCCAACACGCUGACUCAGAUCGGCUGCUCCGACCUGGCUGUGAUCGAGGGUUUGUCACAGCAGUUCGAUCCUCCGAGUCUCACCCGCAGUAACUUCGCCUACGGCUGCGUUUCGUUCUGCUCCGACGGUGAUCUGUCGCUCAACGGGUCAUGCCCUGGAAACGGGUGCUGCCAGAUUCCCAUUCCGAAAGGUACCGUUUUCAUCAACUCUUCGAUCUCCGGUUUGGAAGAUAGGUGGGGGAAUGUGGGGACUAAGCCUUGUAGCUAUUCCUUCAUUGGGGAGAGAGAGAGUUUUGCCUUUAGUGCAGUUUCUGACCUGUAUAAGCCUCCGAUGACUAUUUCAAAUUGGUUGAAUGAAGUUUCUGUGGUGUUGGAUUGGAGGAUUGGAACGGAGAAUUGCAGUGAGGCUCGGAGGAAGGAUUCCAAUGGUUUUGGUUGCUACGGGAAUAGCGACUGCAUCGAUGCCGAUGCCGGAGUUGGAGGGUAUCGGUGUAAGUGCUGGAAAGGAUAUCAAGGCAAUCCUUAUCUCCCUCUUGGUUGCCAUGAUAUCGAUGAGUGUAAAAGUAAUCCAUGCCACUCGACAGGGGUUUGCAUCAAUAAUCCGGGAGAUUAUAGGUGUGAAUGUGCUGCUGGAUAUUAUGGUAAUGGCUGGAGAAAUAGUACUGGUUGUUUCUUGGUGGAUAUUCCUUACUCCAAGAUGAGCAAAUUGUCUAUAGGUUUGAUAUCCGGAAUGGGUUUCCUAACGUUAUUAUCGAUCUCCUUCAUCUCCGCCAAAUUCGUGAAAAAGAGAAAAAUUAAAAACCGAAAACAAAAAUUCUUCAAACAAAACGGGGGCCUUUUACUACAGCAGCAACAAACCUCAGUCAAACAAGGUAUCCUAGUAAAGAACACACGAACAUUCACCGCUAAAGAGCUCGAGAAAGCCACCGAUCGGUUCAACGAGAGCCGAAUACUCGGUCAAGGAGGUCAAGGCACUGUCUACAAAGGCAUGCUUUCCGAUGGGCAAAUAGUCGCAAUCAAGAAAUCCGAAUUAGUCGAUGAACACAAAUCCAAAUCCCUAGUCAAACAAUUCAUAAACGAGGUUGUCAUAUUAUCACAAAUCAAUCAUAGGAACGUGGUCAAGAUUUUGGGGUGCUGUCUCGAGACAAAAGUCCCUCUUCUCGUUUAUGAAUUUGUUUCAAACGGGACCCUUUUUGAACACAUACAUGAUGGUGGAAAUAACGAGUUCCCAUUUUCUUGGAACAUGCGUUUGAAAAUUGCAGUGGAGAUUUCUGGUGCGUUGGCUUAUCUACACUCUGCAACUUCUCUUCCGAUUUUUCAUAGGGAUGUAAAAUCGAGCAAUAUUUUAUUGGACGAGAAAUAUGUGGCGAAGGUGUCGGAUUUCGGGAUUUCGAAAUCGGUUCAAGUGGAUCAAACUCAUUUAACCACGAAUGUGAACGGGACGUUUGGAUAUAUCGAUCCAGAGUAUUUCCAGUCGAGCCAAUAUACAGAGAAGAGUGAUGUUUAUAGUUUUGGGGUUGUUCUUGUGGAGCUUUUAACGGGGCUUAAGCCAAUAAUGGCUAUGACUGAUUCGGAAGAUAAUAGAAGUUUGGUGUCUCGUUUUUUGUCUUUAAUGGACGAAAAUACCCUCGAUUCGAUUCUUGAUGAUCAAGUGUUGAAAGGUGAAAGUGGAGGUGUUCUCGCGGUAGCAAAACUUGCGAAAAGAUGUUUGGAUUUGAACGGUAAGAAACGUCCGUAUAUGAAACAAGUUGCUGUGGAAUUGGAGAGUGUGAGAAUGGCUCAAAUGGGAUCGAGUGUAGGGGCAAAAUUGACAGAAGAAGAUUAUUCGUUCCGUAGAGGAGAAUCGGUGGUCUUUUCGACGGGUAACGAUGAAUAUAAUUGGACGAUUACUAGUGAUUUUCAGACCAACGCUUCGUCUGAUGUAUAUCCUAUCUUGUUGGAUGCAAAUUAAAGUUUUACUAGUAAGUUGGCUGCUGGAUUUCUUGUUUC
Molecule: messenger RNA, 2423 nt
Organism: Erythranthe guttata (spotted monkey flower)
Lineage: Eukaryota; Viridiplantae; Streptophyta; Magnoliopsida; Lamiales; Phrymaceae
Product: wall-associated receptor kinase-like 8
Biological process (GO): protein phosphorylation; cell surface receptor signaling pathway
Cellular component (GO): plasma membrane
Molecular function (GO): calcium ion binding; protein serine/threonine kinase activity; polysaccharide binding
Source: RefSeq, a predicted model, not a curated record